Messenger RNA from Exserohilum turcica Et28A, 420 nucleotides. RefSeq lists its product as uncharacterized. The record is from RefSeq and is a predicted model, not a curated record. Bases 1 to 420 code for a protein of 139 amino acids. The transcript has 2 exons. NCBI's taxonomy places the organism in Eukaryota, Fungi, Ascomycota, Dothideomycetes, Pleosporales, Pleosporaceae.
AUGGUGCGCCUGCUGCUGCUGCUGCUGCUGCUGGCUGCGCCUGCCCUUCCCCUCCCCCUGCGCCUGCCUCCCGCGGGCGGCUGCGCUUUCCCCGUCGGUGGCUUAGACGUCAACAGCCACUUGCCUCGCUCGUAUUCGCCUCGCCCCGCCUCCCCUGGUGCCUUCCCGGACCUACUACCCGUCUUGUCUCUAGUCUCGCCUGCCCUCCCGCCAUGUCGCGACUCAGCAACAUCUCAGUCCUACCAUUAUACUUUGCUCGCCGGAACCUUCUCCGAUCCCAGUGUCCAACAACGCGCUUCCCCUCCGCCCAACCCUCAGCCACAAAAAAUCUCUCUCGCCAACUCUCGCGAUUCGUCUGCCCGACAUUCACCAAUCAACAUGCUCCCCUCGACUCGUUGCCGUCUUCCUGCGGCGCCGUGA